Messenger RNA from Bacidia gigantensis, 3003 nucleotides. RefSeq lists its product as uncharacterized. The record is from RefSeq and is a predicted model, not a curated record. The transcript is spliced from 3 exons. Bases 1 to 3003 code for a protein of 1000 amino acids. NCBI's taxonomy places the organism in Eukaryota, Fungi, Ascomycota, Lecanoromycetes, Lecanorales, Ramalinaceae.
AUGCCGCCGACCCGUACUCACGAGGAAGAGUUGAGAAUCCAAGCGGAGAGAAAGGUGAAGUUCAAAGGAACAGCUUGUAUCAGGCUCGAAUGGCUACAUUUCCAAGGAAAGAAGCCCAGAGAGCUCAAGAGGAAAAAUGUCGAGAGGUUGAAAUCGAACUUUCGGAAGAAAUGUGAUCGACUGCCCAUAAAGAAUCACAUCCCCGCCUUAAUAGAACAACAGCACCUUGAUGUCGCCCUCCAGGCGUCGGGCAUCUUACCGGCGACCCUGCUUAGUAAUCCAGAUGUCGGCUAUCCGGAUUUAGUUAUCCCAGCUGGGUAUCAGUUAGAAUGCCUUCACGGUCGGCACCGAAUUCAAGCUGCGAAGGAGGUCCUUCCCUUAAGGGAUAAAUGGUGGACAGUUGAUCUUUAUCUCGCGGACGCCAACCGCGAGCUUAGAAGCUGUCUGAUCGAGGAUUAUGCCAACGAGGAGAAGCCUACUGACGGCGAGAUCUACUGCAAAAUACGCCAAUAUCACUUUCAACACAAUCUCAGCUUCGAACAGCAAUGGUGGACAUGGUUGACUCCACAAAAGAGCAAAAAUUUAAAACAGCUUCUUCGGCACGAUGACUACAGGGCGACUUUCGAUGCUUUUUUGCAGAUUCCGUCCCUCUUGGAAGGGGGACUGAUACUCGGUAUAUGGCACAAGGUGGCGGCCGUCAGAUGUGAUGAGCAAUACUUGCGGUACCUCCAUCACACCUUGGAGUUCUGGAGCAUGCUCCUCCAACGAGACCUGGGAGCAAUGGAAAAGGUGGAUCAAGAUACCGUCAAAGCUUUGGAACUUACAGCGCCGUGGGCAUCCACUCUCGAUGCGAAAGCGCUACGUAGCCAAGUGCUCGGCGGGGCGAUCUUCAGCAAUUUUACCAGAGACGAGCGUGAGGGAAUCUGGAGGAGGUUGUCAGGGUUCAAAGGGCUGGUACCGUCCAUACGCUCUUUUUUCAGGAAUUAUAGUUAUGUGGAGGCUUGCAUGAAUUGCAUAAAACGCUUAACAAGCCUGCGACCUGGAGAGACAGUGUCUACUGCAUUGGAACGAGCAUUUUCUAGCACGAGCUUAGGCCUGGAUCAUACGGUAAUACAGGUUACGGAAUCUACAUUUAGGUCCAGGUCCGCAAGCUUCGGAGAUCGGGUGGAACUGGGGUGUCGCCAACUGUACGCGUACGCCAUGCGCCAUUUCCUCGAUAUGCCCAGAGAGCCUCAAGCGCGUGACCGUCGAGCAACGUCGAUAGCCAAAGCAGACCCAGCUGUACUGCGCGGGUUUGCUGAUCUGGCUAGCCGACUGGGCUUUGACAGCCCAGAGAUUAUGGCUUUAAAACAAUAUCCGCAUUCGACGGCCAAUAUCGUCAGCUCUGAUGGAUCGCGUCCAUUGCUCGUCACGGCCGGUCCAGGUGAAAGCAUAGACCGGCGAUGGGGGUGCCCAGGGGUAGGGGACUACGAGGCAGAUAAGGAAUUCCUUUUCAUCGAUCACUUUCACGACACUAAAGAGGAACAAGGUGAGGGGAUCACAUCAUUUUUCAUUCGGAAAUUUGUGUACUUGAAUUUCUUCGGCAGACCGUCACCGGCCACCAUCGUUUCCCCCACUCCGGACCAUUCCACUACGGAGGUGAGAGUCGCAUCGUCACUGAGUACCCAUCCAGACCCACAAGCUCAUUUGCAGCUGGUAGUCUAUGAAGAUCAUCUUGGGUCCGACGACAUGGCUGUGGACACUGGAACCUUACAAGAUGAGAGCCAGCAACUGGACAACAUAGACGUCGUUCAACAGGAGCAGGAAAGACUUGCGGAAGAACAAGCAGAGCAAGAGAGACUCGCAAGACAGGAGCAGGAGAGGCUCGCUAGAAUCGAACAAGAAAAGCAGGAGCUGGAAAGACUCGCUAGAGCCCAACUGGAAAAGCAGGAACAAGAAAGGCUCACUAGAAUCGAACAGGAAAGGCAGGAACAAGAAAGGCAGGCACAAGAAAGGCAGGAACAAGAAAGGCAGGAACAAGAAAGGCAAGAGCAGGAAAGACUCGCACAGCUAGAAUUGGAACGAAUCGCACAAGAGCAACGGGAACGGGAGAAUCAGGCAAAAAUGGAACAGAAAAGACAGGAGCAAGAAAGGCUUGCUAGAAUAGAGCAGGAGAGACAGGAGGAAAGACUGGAACAGGAAAGACGGGAACAAGAGCGUGCGCGACUCGAGCGGGAGAAGCUAGAGCAGGAAAGGCACAAGGAAGAGCAAGAGCAGAAUGAACGAGAGAGAGAAGAGCGACAAAGAGCCGAACAAGAAGACUUACUCGACGAAGACCUUAUAGACCAAGUAGAAAGGGCACAAAAGGAAGAGUCGGUGCAAGCGCCAGCAGGCGAAGUCUCGACGUCGAGAGCUCCAAAACGUGGGACCCAAAUUGAUAUUGAGAAGGCCAUAAACGAUUCCAAAAACCUUGAUGACUUGCACAGCACUACGGACCAAAGGCAAGAAACUCCACAAGGCCAGACGCAGGAGACAGCAGAACACACGACUUCGGCACCGAUUCCAACACCAGGUCAGGAUCCAAGGGAAACUUUGAUUGACUCAGCGGCCUCGGCAGCAAGGCUCGCCAGGCUGGACACCACCAAGAUCCGUAUCAAGUUUAAAUUUCUUGAAGAAGGCAUCUGGAAAGAUAUUACCUUUCGCGACGUUGACCCUUUCGAUCCAUCCGAGAUUGAGCGCAUGGCAAAAGAACACAUGAGACAGGGAAUGAGGCCAUUCGAUACUGAGUUGCGUUUGUUGGCUCCAUGCGAUUGCUUCCCAGCGGUCGUCGCCGAUGGGACAAAUACGAUACUCUUGGUUCCUGAGAGCAAAAUCAGCAUCACUGAGGAGCUUAGAUCUUCAGCAUCGGACGUUAGAAUCGAUGCCUUAUCUCACCAAGAGCGUAUACUCAAACGAGUCACGAACGAGGAUAUAUCUCAACUGCAUCAUCUGCGGAAGAAGCAGAACGCGAGAACAUUAAGAUGA